Molecule: messenger RNA, 1026 nt
Organism: Aspergillus luchuensis
Lineage: Eukaryota; Fungi; Ascomycota; Eurotiomycetes; Eurotiales; Aspergillaceae
Product: terpene synthase family protein
Exons: 10
Coding region: 1-1026 (341 amino acids)
Source: RefSeq, a predicted model, not a curated record
AUGGAUUGGGACGCUGGCAAUGUCGUCGAGGUGAAAUUACCUCCACUAUUUGUCAACUUCGCUGCGCGAAAGGCUCCAAUAAACCAACAUUACCAAGCCCUGAGAGAAGAGUCAGAGCAGUGGCUCAUCAAGACCUGCAAGUUUGAUACGAAUAUGGCAAGUUUCGUUCACAAGACCGACUUCGGAUAUUUCGUGGCUAUCGUGGCUCCUGAUGCGGAGGAAGAUGAGUUGCGAAUAAUGUUCGACUGGGGGAACUGGGUCUUUCCCUUUGAUGAUGCUUUCGAUAAUGGAGAGUUGAAAGUGGAUCUGGACGGCGUGCGAAGGAUGAUGGAUGAGCUUUUGACUGUCAUGAAUAACGAGACAACCUUUAGACCAGCGGACCCCCUUGUUGUUGCUUUUAAGUCCAUCUGGGACAGACUAUCUGAAUCGAACUGUUCUGCCGGAACCCUUCAACGGUUUGCUAGAUCAAUGCAAGACUAUGCCGAAUCGUGUAUUCAGCAAGUUAUCAUGCAGACUAGAUUUCAGGGCAGCGAGACACUGUCAGUCGACGAGUUUAUUGCAAUGAGACGUGGGAGUAUUGCAACAACGCCCCUAUUUGCGCUGUUUGAAUACGCCUAUGGGUUGAACAUACCAGAUGAAGUCUUUGAGUGUUCAUCAAUCAAAGAGCUGGAGAGAGUUAGCACUGAAGUGACAGUCAUCCAAAAUGACAUCGUUUCCUAUCGGAAGGAGCAGCUCCUUGAUGAGAAUAGCAAUUUGAUCAAGAUAUAUCUCCGGGACGGUUUCUCAGUUCAGGCUGCUUUUCAUGAAGCUGGAAAGUUACUAGCUACCUGCUACCGUGACUGGUAUUUGGCACUAGCCGACUUACCCAGUUGGGGCGAAGAUGUCGACGCCCAGGUUCAGACGUAUAUUGAGGGGCUCCAGAAUGUUGUUCUAGCUAAUAUUCACUGGAGUUUCCGAGCUGAACGGUAUUGGAAAUCGAAUGCGGAGAUACAGAAGGAGAGAACAAUUGAAGUGCGACUGACAUGA